Molecule: messenger RNA, 699 nt
Organism: Schistosoma intercalatum
Lineage: Eukaryota; Metazoa; Platyhelminthes; Trematoda; Strigeidida; Schistosomatidae
Source: the annotation of a GenBank genome assembly
AUGCAAGCAAAACACACACUGCCGCGGUUGCAAAGCCUUAGAAUGACUUUCUCCAGACAAAUGUAUUCGAUUAACCUAUUACGGACAGGUUGGCUGCAUUAUUAUGUUAGCAAUCGGUACUCAGUAGUUCCAGUCACUGGAUUAUCCGAAGCAUCAGUAGCUAGUGACCAGGAAUCUGAAACUAAUUCCAACAAACUUAAAUCCCUCAAUUUCUCCGUGAAUUCAGUUACGUUACUCGGGACUGUCAUCGGAAUAAAAACAUUCCCAAUGCAAAAAACUCCAGAUCGCAACUGGACUCUGAUAUUUUUGAAAACCCAAUCACCCAGAUAUAUAAAUGCUGAAAAUAAAUAUUUAACUGAGACUUCUGAUGCGGAUGAAUAUGAUUUGAAAUUUAAAAUGGUAUGGUACAGUACAUCGAAUAGAGUCCAUGUUUUCAGUCCUAAAUUGGUCUGCGCUCUUAGAGAUGUUAAACUUGGUGAACGUUUACUAGUCACUGGAUUUCUUUCUUAUUAUCAAUCACCUAAACCUGAUGGAACGACUCAAAGAAACUGCUGCGUCACGGCUCAGCGCAUCGCUCAUAUGGGUUGGUCUAGUGAUUAUCAACCCAAAGAUUUAUCACUAUGUGUCUCACAACAUAUAUAUUUUAUCUUCCCAUUAAUGCCAUCACAUCCAUCCAGCAAUCAAAAACUAAACGGUUAA